UCCGAUUAUUAUUCUCGAGUCAGGCAUCUGUUCAGUUUGUUUUCACCAUGCGUGCGCUCCGGUACCUCCUGCUGCUGCUGCUCGUUGUUUCCAGCGCCUUUGUGGCCUCCUCCGCUCCUCGCCACCGCCGCCAGAUCGAUCUGACGCUCUCCGCGGAGCAUGACGACAAGGACGAUGAGACGGAACUGGCACUGGAGGCAAUAGCCGGCCUGUGGCAAAGCGCCGACAGUCGAACCAAGGUGGAUGGAUCCGCCAGUUUUGUGCAUCGCACCCAGGGCGGCACGCAAUCGGGUUCCGAGCAGGACUUUCGUCUGGGACUGCGUGUUACCUUCGAUAGGUAAACAGAUCCGCCGGGAUGGGAGUUCCAGACAGAGGCCCCUGGCUGAGGGAAAUCGCUCGAUUGCGUGUAGACGAUAACAUUUUGACCUUCCCAGCUCCAGUCCAGUUCCAGCUGCUGCUUGUACAGAGAACGUUUGUGAAAAUACAAUAUUUUUAAUACCCGCA
This is a messenger RNA of Drosophila kikkawai, 504 nucleotides long. RefSeq lists its product as uncharacterized. Gene Ontology annotation, biological process: defense response to bacterium. Gene Ontology annotation, cellular component: extracellular region. The record is from RefSeq and is a predicted model, not a curated record. NCBI's taxonomy places the organism in Eukaryota, Metazoa, Arthropoda, Insecta, Diptera, Drosophilidae.